Phanerochaete carnosa HHB-10118-sp is the source of this 677-nucleotide messenger RNA. RefSeq lists its product as uncharacterized. Lineage: Eukaryota; Fungi; Basidiomycota; Agaricomycetes; Polyporales; Phanerochaetaceae. The coding region runs from base 223 to 528 and encodes 101 amino acids. The transcript has a single exon. The record is from RefSeq and is a predicted model, not a curated record.
CUGCCACCCGUAGGAUUAUCGUUCUUCCUGUUCUUUCUCCGUCUCACAAAGGAUCCACAUGGUGGGCAAAACUGCAUUGUCAUCGUCGCCGAACGUACUUCUAUUCUACCUUUCGUCGGCUUGUUGAACGUCGUCACUCCCCGCAGCCUUCAGCCCCUUCGCCAUCAUCCCUGAGAUUUUGCAUCACUGGGCUUCACGCUCCUCGUCAAUGUCGCGACAGGCAUGCAGACAACCGCGAGGAUUCUCCACAAGUCUGCGGCCACAAUCUGGAUGCAACUCAACUUUGGCAAGUGCGUCGGCGUCGUCUUCGCGCCAACUUUUGACGGAGUGAGCCUCGCGGUCUUAACUGUCUCACUGUUCUUGAGGGCGGCCGCGCGAUUGAGUGGCGUUUUCCCUCCGUCUGUCGUGACGUUUUUUGCUGAUACGGCUUGUCAAAUAACUGCUCCGCUCACUUCUGAUCAACGAGAUGAACGGCUCAAAUUCAAGUGUUCGCCAGCGAGCUUCUUGAGCGAAGGAUACGAUACAUAGAUGUAACGCACGAGCAAGUUCUAUGAAUUUUCAGGUUCCAUGGCUGAACUCCUAGGCUCUUGCUCAUAUUCCUAGCGAACACUCUGUCGCAUGGCAUCUGCUCGCUUGGGUUCUUCUCGAAAUUCGGUAAGCAAAGUCCGAUCUAACCG